CCCGUAUAAAACGACCACCAUCUACCAAACCACCCAAACUGUUCUUCCUUGUCCGAACUUGCUCUCUUCGUCUGACUCAUCAGACCCGUCCUAUUCCUCGACUCGAUCGCACGAUGUCUUCCCCCGCUGUCACCGCUGCCAAAGCUGUCCGUUCCAGCAUCGACCUCAAUGGCUAUGAUCCCGUACAAGUAAAGCUAAUGAAGGAGAGAUGUAUCCUAGUGGAUGAACAGGACAACGCUCUCGGUGCAGCAGAUAAGAAAACCUGCCACCUAAUGGAAAACAUCAACAAAGGUCUUCUCCAUCGGGCCUUCUCUGCCUUUGUUUUCCGACCCUCAGAUGGCAAACUGCUCCUCCAAAAACGUGCCUCUGAAAAGAUUACUUUCCCGGAUAUGUGGACAAACACUUGCUGCUCACAUCCGCUGGACGAUUUUGAGCAAGAAAAGGUCGAGGAAGAUCAGCUUGGUGUUCGAGUAGCUGCUUCUAGGAAACUAGAGCAUGAGCUUGGCAUCCCUCGAACACAAACGCCAGUCGAGGAAUUCCAGUACCUCACUCGCAUCCAUUAUCUCGCACCCUCUGAUGGUUUGUGGGGUGAACAUGAAGUCGACUACAUCCUGUUCCUCACUCGCGAUGUUUCGGUCACUCCCAAUUUAAACGAAAUAAGUGACCACAAGUACGUCGACAAAGCGGAGCUACAGGCCAUGUUCGAUGACUCCAACAAUAAAUUUACCCCCUGGUUUAAGCUCAUCGCUCGCGACUUCUUAUUCGGCUGGUGGGAUGAACUGUGCAAUCGGAAAAUCGACGGCAAAGUUGUCGCCAAAAGGCUUGCGGGGGUCGUAGAUGGAACCAAAGUCGUUAAGAUGGUUUAA
Messenger RNA from Marasmius oreades (fairy-ring Marasmius), 866 nucleotides. RefSeq lists its product as uncharacterized. Gene Ontology annotation, cellular component: cytoplasm. The record is from RefSeq and is a predicted model, not a curated record. Gene Ontology annotation, biological process: isoprenoid biosynthetic process; isopentenyl diphosphate biosynthetic process. The transcript has 4 exons. Bases 114 to 866 code for a protein of 250 amino acids. Gene Ontology annotation, molecular function: isopentenyl-diphosphate delta-isomerase activity. NCBI's taxonomy places the organism in Eukaryota, Fungi, Basidiomycota, Agaricomycetes, Agaricales, Marasmiaceae.